Messenger RNA from Fusarium fujikuroi IMI 58289, 660 nucleotides. RefSeq lists its product as uncharacterized. The record is from RefSeq and is a predicted model, not a curated record. Bases 1 to 660 code for a protein of 219 amino acids. NCBI's taxonomy places the organism in Eukaryota, Fungi, Ascomycota, Sordariomycetes, Hypocreales, Nectriaceae. The transcript has a single exon.
AUGCCGCCACAUUCGAAUUCUCCUCUACUUCCCAUCUCCACGCCCACAGCCAUCGCAUCGCCAUAUGAGCAACCUCCUCCUCCUGCCCCUACAGCAGCGAACCAUGUUCAGCGCUUCGCCAUCACGACUUUCUCUCUCGCCCGUUUCGCCCGCGGUGUCUCGCUGAUAGCAUACCCACGCUUCGGCCUCUGGGCCCUCGACAUCGCACCCGAUGGUUCAGCGUAUAUGCUCGCCAGUCUAAUCGGCAUCCGCGAUAUUCUCCUCUCGGGUCUUUUGUACACGAGCGACACUACAAACGCUGCGACGGACUCGGCUGCUCGUCGCGAAGUGACCCGUGCGCUUGCGACCAAUCUGUUCAGCGAUGCGCUCGAUGCGUUUGUGCUGAUAUUCUACGCUGCGUGGUCUGAUGAUUGGGGGAAUCCGAUCGCGGUUAUUGUCAUCUCUGCUGUCAUGGCUAUCUUUGAGCAUCUGACGCUGUGGAGCUUGAGUGAGGAGGAUUGGGCUGCGCAUGAGUAUGGAAGCCUGGGCGAUGACAAGAAGGCGAGGAUGAAUGCUUGGCUAAGAGAGUUGGAACGAUACGGACCUGAGGAGUAUCGACCUGAACAAUCUGUUGGGCCAUCUUCGCGCGCAUCGUUUAGACAGUAUGGGGCUAUUGUUUAG